Messenger RNA from Xenopus laevis (African clawed frog), 4296 nucleotides. It is a transcript of the gene ankrd33b.L, whose product is annotated as ankyrin repeat domain-containing protein 33B. The transcript is spliced from 4 exons. The record is from RefSeq and is a predicted model, not a curated record. The coding region runs from base 914 to 2590 and encodes 558 amino acids. Lineage: Eukaryota; Metazoa; Chordata; Amphibia; Anura; Pipidae.
AGAGACGGAGUUUUCCAACUGUCUUUCUGCAUGGUAACAUUGCAUGACAAGGACCUCUUUCACGUUCUGUUUUUUUUCUAACAGAAUAUAUUUUAUCUUUUACUUUUUAAUGUCGAAAUUUAUUUUUUUCUGCAUUUUGUGCCAUAUUAAUAUGCACACAUUUGGCGCAUCAAAGACUGAGAAACAAGUGAUUUAAGGAUACUAAUAUCCUAUGUCUAACAUGCUGUGUUAGUCAGACAACCGCAAAAAAAUUAGAAAGGAGAUUCUUUUUUUUCUGCUUUGUUUUCAGGAUAUUUUUUGCAGGAAAGUCCCUUUUAGACCACAAUUUGCUAACAACAAGUAUCUAAGAAAACCUGACAGAUUAACGACUGCUUGUACUGCUUUCACAUUCACUUCUUUCUGUGCUGAUUUUUUUUCUUUAUUCCAGCCUCUUCUUCACAUCUAAACUACCAAAAAAUUAUCUGGACAAAUAUUCUUAGGAACAACACUAUUGGACUUUUGGCAACAGCUCAUUGCUCCAUUCUUCUUUAAUUUACAUGAAUACUUGCGGAAAUAUUCCCUUUUACUGGAACUGCAAAGCUGAAGAGGAAUCACACUAUUUCCUCAAGGAGGAAGAGAGAUCAUAUAUGCUGCAAUAUUAAACAAUAGAUGUGUAUGCUGAAAAGUGUACAAACAGCUUGUCUCAGUUAUAAGUAAGUAUAGAAGUCAUAUGGGCAAAAUACAUAUGGUAUGACCAUGGAUGCCCCAUUUACUUGUUUUUAAAGAAAAAAGACAAACUGAGGUAUUAAGUAACCUUACAGAUAGUAAUAUACUAUAUUUUUACUUUUUGAGGAUGUAUUUUCAUGACUUGGAAGAAACUGUGUGAGUUGAAAUGCUUCAUGGAUUCUAACGCCUUUUGUUCUCAGUUAAACUAAUGGUUCUUUUGUCUGGAACAAGAAAUACAGGUGGGGAGUCAAGAGGAAAUAAAGUAAAUGUAGAGGUCCACCCCAGUCAAAAUGUAGGAAAUAGCAACUGUUUAGUAGAGGAGGCCAAUGAACAAGAUGUGGAAGACUUUGCUCCUGGUGAUGAAGAUGUUGCCUGGCCGGGAACCACAGACCCUCUCCCACAGCUUCUUGCUGUUGUGCCUAGCAUGGAAAAUCGUAUUAAUCGAUCAGAUCAAGAUGAAGAAUGUGAAGAAUAUGAUGAUUUAUCUGAUUUGCCAGAUACCAGAAGCAUUGCUUCAGAUGACUCAUUUUACCCACCAGAUAUUGAAACACGGCGCUCCUGGCUGCAUGGACAGGAAAGUGAUGAUGACGAUGAUGAUGGAUGCCAAGGUUUUGAUGCAGAAAGUUUUAGAAGUUGGGAGAGCACUGAAAGCCCAGAGCCUCUGACACUUAUAAAGGCCUGCAGUACCAAUAAUGCCAUUGUACUAAAAGCCCUUAUGCGCCAGGGUUUGGCUGAAGAGGAAGUAUGUGAGACAGACAGGAAUAAUAGGACUGGCCUUCUAAUUGCGUGCUAUCAUGGUUACGUGGAUAUAAUAAUAGCCUUGUCCCACUGCCCUCAUGUUGAUGUGAACUGGCAGGAUAAUGAUGGAAACACAGCUCUAAUAACAGCCGCACAAGCAGGACAUAUAACAAUAACCAACUAUCUGCUGAAUUAUUAUUCUAAUUUGGACCUGGAAAGGAGAAAUAUUCAUGGGUUUACGGCAUUAAUGAAGGCUUCAAUGCAAGGAAGAACUGAAUGCGUUCGAGCCCUGAUGUUAGCAGGGGCAGAUAUUCAAGCAGUUGAUCCAAGUAAAGGUUAUACCUCUCAGAGAUGGGCAAGAUACACUGGAAGAUAUGAUACAGCAUACCAUAUGCAGAAAUUGUUGGACAGACCUUCCGCUGAACAAUUUAGUGAUCAAUUUCAGAUGGAAUGGCCUAAAAUGAAAGAGCUUCUUGCCAAAGCUGCAGAACCUAAGGCAUGUUCUCAAAGAAUAUCUGAUUGUAUUAAGUCAGUUUUUACAUUUAAUUAUUACAAAGACCCUGAAGAAGAUGGUGUCAUUGAUCAUAUGGUUAAGGUGACCACAGGACUAAAUAGUCCAUUUGUUGCUGUUGCCUGCAGAACUGUAUGCCCUGGAAGCCCUCCACAUGUAGGGAAACGGAGAUACUCCGUAUCUGAAAUUCUUGGGAAACACAGAUUGGAAGAGACAAAAAAAUUAGAUAAAGACUGCACAAAAAGCUAUGAAAAGCUGUUUCAAAACUCCAGGGUCACCAUGAUUCCAAAGAAUAAAGACCGGAGAUCCAGUCUUCAGACCUCUGUAUCUCAAAUGAGUAAUACUGUAGACACCAGGAGAACAAGUCUAUUGCCUUUGCAUCUUCUAAGAAGAAGCAGUGUGAGACCAGGCUGUGUCAUCCCUAAAGUUCGCAUAAGUAAAGCCCCGACUCCCACAUAUUACCCAGAGAAUUUAAAGAGGCGUAACAGUGUUAAAGCUAACACCUAUUUACAGCCUCCGAAAUGGAGAUACAAAGAAUUAAAGGAGCAAAGAAAAAAGGCUGAAGAAGAAGCGCAACGAAGAGCUGAAGAAGCUGCGAAGCAAAAGCAGCAAAAAAGAUCUUCUGUUAAAAAAUAAAGCAUAUUUGUUAUUUAAAAGAAAAGGUCUAGUUUUAUAAUCUUAUACAUUUGUAAGUUAAGAAAAAGUAAAUUUAUUAGCAAUACUGGGGGGGGGGGGGGUGGUAAAGAAAGUGCUUCUGCUAUUCAUAACAGAUGCUCCCCAGUUAGUAAAAUAUUGUAUAUUAUUUCAAUUAUAUUCUUAUUCUAGCAUUUCAUAUGUCAAAUAGAAGUGAUACCUUAUCCAUGAAUUUUGUUCCAUCCUCUUAUUGCAUUGAAUGUAUUUAUAACUCCAGGUGUUCUUCUUAUACUUGUUAUUCUAUGGAAGUGUCAUACACAUCUGGAAUUUGUGUAUUUGUGUAUACAAAUGCAUACAUGUCCAUUGGAUUAAAAAACUACCAUACCUGUGGCCAAUUGGAGAAGCCUGUGCUGGAAAAAGUUGCAGUGAACCAAAUUACAGUGGGUCCCAAUAAUGGUGUGGGGGGAGUGACUGCAUUGAUUUACCCUUGUGUUUUUGUGUGAUCAUGUUUUAACUUGUCUAACAAUUAUGUUUUUGAUCCUGUGUUCAUUGUAAUGUAAAAACAGUUUAUCAGGGUUGAGAAGUCUUAAACCAGAUACAGAAGAAUCAGUAAUUUAGCAGGUCAAGAUGUUUAUAAAAUGGUUGUGUUUUUAUGCUUGAACUGAAGGACUAGGCAUGAGUCAGUCAGAUCCCAGUCAGAUCCCAGUCAGCUUCUUUGUCAUAGAAGCUGGCCUACAAUUUUCAAAAAAAUACUCAAAUGCUUUUUUAAGGGUGUUGGCAUAAGGUUAAGAAACAUGUGGCAGGUGUGUUUAGCUUUCUAACAAAAUUAUACAUAAUUAUUAAAACCCUGCCUGGUCUUUUGUACUUGACAUAUUUUACUGAGGAAAAGGAAUGCUAAAUGUAGGUAACAAAGAGGAUAAAUACAGUAUAUAAACUAAUUUCCAUGUAAUUAUUGUAUUAGAUCAAAAAUGUUAUGGGACAGCUUGCUUUCAAGGGACCCACAGAAAACAGAGCGUCUCCAGACACAUUAUGAAAAGCAGCAGACUUUAUUUGGAAAAUAUAAUUUUGAUAACAAUCCUCAACAACUGUAUUUCAAAUAUCACAAAUCUUCUAAAGCAUAUGUGCACCAUAGUGCUGUUUGUCUGGUUCUGGGGAAUACACUGUCUGGGGUAUAUUACCACUAAUGAAUGUGACAUGUGCCUACAAUAAGUGUUAAAAAACCUAGGAAUAACAGGAAAAAAGUACUUCAUUGUGCUAUACAGUUACACAAGCAUGCUUUACUUUAAUAUCAUAUUUUAUGUGCUACCAAUUUAUUACAAAAGUACCAAAGACUAAUUAAACAUAAAGAAAUGCUGUUAGUUAAAUGUAUCAAACGCAACAAUAUAUAUUUUUUUUAAAUCAGAGCUUGAAUUAAUUUGUUACUGUAUUUAAAUAUUUGUAAAUGCAAAUAAUGGUAAUUAAAAUGUUAAUAUAAUACAUAGUUGUCAUAAAGUGUAUAGUUGUUACAAUAACCAUUAAUAAACACGAGAUUUUUAUGAAGGCUCUAUUUAUGCACAUAUUGCACUCUUAGUGCUAUUAGUGUAUUAUAGCUCAGGUUAAAUAACGGAAAUAAUUUAUACCUCACUUUUGGAAGUUGGGAACAUUUUACAUGAUCAUGAUCUUUGGAAAUGGUGUAUAUAAGUAAUAAAAUAUUUGUUGUGUGUUAUGUA